Messenger RNA from Phragmites australis (common reed), 1611 nucleotides. Its product is annotated as pentatricopeptide repeat-containing protein At2g21090-like. NCBI's taxonomy places the organism in Eukaryota, Viridiplantae, Streptophyta, Magnoliopsida, Poales, Poaceae. Gene Ontology annotation, molecular function: protein binding; RNA binding. The record is from RefSeq and is a predicted model, not a curated record. Bases 1 to 1611 code for a protein of 536 amino acids. The transcript has 4 exons. Gene Ontology annotation, biological process: RNA modification.
AUGCCCGCUCCCGGCGGGCCGCCGCCACCGGCCUCCUCGCCGCCGUACUCCGGCCUCUUUGCGGCGCUGCAUCACUGCAUCUCCGGUGGCAACGCCUCUGCAGCCGUCUCCCUCCUGCCAACCCUCGCACGCGCCGGCCUGCGCGCGCCGUUCCCGCUCCUCUCCUCCCUCGCGCGCCUCCUCCUGCUCCGCCCCGCCGCGCCGGCCUUCCCCUCCCUGGCCGGCCGCCUCCUCCUCUACGUCCGCCUCGCUGGCCUCAAGCGCCUCGUCCCCUGCUCCACUCAGCUCGCAAACCGCCUCCUGUCCCUGCACUUCCUCCUCGGCCGCCCGGGCGAUGCCCGCGGGCUGUUCGCCAAAAUGCCCCGCCCCAGCGUCCACUCCUACAACGCCAUGCUCGCCGGGUAUGCGCGCCUCGCUCUCGCCGGCCCCGCGGCCGAGGUCUUCGCAGCCAUGCCACACAGGGACCUUGUCUCCUACAACGCUGCUCUGCUUGCGCUUGCUCGUGGUGGCGAAAUGCAAGGAGCCAUGGCGCUGUACUCCGAGCUCCGGAACAUGUCGCCUUCCCUUGGGUACAGCCAUCACACCUUCUUGGCGCUCCUUAUUGCCUGUGCGGAGCUCAUGGACGGGGAGCUUGCCACGCAACUCCAUGCCCAUUUGGCUGUUCUCGGGUUCUUGUCUGAUGUCAACAUUGCCAGCUCUCUUAUUGAGGUGUACAGAAAACGCGGUUGCGUUGAUGCUGCAGCGAAGCUGUUCGAUGAGAUGCCUGUUAAAGAUUUGCAGAUGUGGACGACUAUAGUUUGUGCCUAUGCAGAAGAUGGCCAAUUGGCUGCUGCUCGUCGGAUCUUUGAUCAGAUGCCAGAUAGGAAUAUAUUUUCAUGGAAUGCUCUCAUCGAGGGAUUUGUUAGCCAUGGGCAGCCAGUGGAAGCUUUGGAUAUGUUUCAACACUUGAUGAUGGAAGAUUUGCGGCCAGAUCAAUUCACCUUCGCUAGUUGUCUGAGUGCUUGUUCAGCUAUGUGUUCACUGAAUCAUGGGCUGCAGAUCCAUGGAUGGUUGCUAAGAACUGCUUUUGAUCGAAGUGUAAUGAUCAUGAGCUCACUCAUUGACAUGUAUUCAAAAUGCGACUAUUUGGCUGGUGCCAAGCAGGUGUUCAGCCUGACAGGUCAGGAAAGGAGGGGUGCUGUGUUGUGGAAUGGAAUGUUGUCUGCUCUGUGUCAUCAUGGGCAUGCACAGGAGGCGAUAGAAUUGUUUGUUCAGAUGCUUCAGGAGAGGCUGAAACCUGAUGCUAACACAUUCUUGCUGGUUUUCACAGCUUGCUGCCAUUGCAGCCUAGUUGAAGAAGGCGUGAAAUUCUUUGGUUUGAUGACUGAGAGAUAUAAGAUUGUUCCAGGAGAAGACCACUACAUUCGUAUAGUGGAUUUGGAUGGUCAUGCUGACAAGGACAAGGACUUUGGCAUGCUGCAUCAAAAAGAAAUGGCAAUGGAGGGGCAAGUGGACAUCGGAUUACUGAUGGGUGUAGCACAAAGGCAAAUAUCAUUGAAGGCAAACAGCCUGCUGUCACAUCACAUGCCAAUGGACACAGGAAAUAGGAAUUUUACAUUACGUUUCAACUAA